Messenger RNA from Penicillium maclennaniae, 852 nucleotides. RefSeq lists its product as uncharacterized. NCBI's taxonomy places the organism in Eukaryota, Fungi, Ascomycota, Eurotiomycetes, Eurotiales, Aspergillaceae. The record is from RefSeq and is a predicted model, not a curated record. The transcript has 2 exons. The coding region runs from base 1 to 852 and encodes 283 amino acids.
AUGUCAGAUUUAACGAAAUCUCUCGAAGGGGCAUCCCUUGCAAAUGGGCUGGUACCUCGCCGUUUGCUCCGCGAAGAAAUCACCUACUCCGUCGCGAAAGAAAAAGACUACAAUGUACUCCAUGAAUGGAGCUACUGGGAUCGUCGUUCUCAAUUCUUCAGGCACAUUCAGUCUCAUCAUCUGCUGCUUCAGAAUAUCGUCGCUCAUCACCUCGGGGUUUCCUCCGAUGUAUGCCGCGUCACUGAGCCGCGAGAAUGGAUCCAUGGGAGUUUCAAUGUAUGUAUUAGCAUCGACAUGGAUGCUACGGCGCGGCAUUGUGGAAGAAAAGUAAUGCUACGGCUUCCCUUGCCUUAUAAACUUGGAGAAGACAAAUAUCCGGGGAGUGUAGAUGAGAAGAUCCGGUGUGAGGCCGGAACAUACGUGUGGCUUCAAGAGAAUUGUCCCACAGUACCCAUUCCGGAGUUAUAUGGAUUCGGGAUGUCCACGGGCCAGGCGUUCACUGCCUUGAAGUUUCGCCCAUUAAUGACACGCAUGAUCUGGUCUCUUCGCCGGACCAUCUCAAAGUGGCUUGGAUAUCCACUCGCAACCCGUUAUAUCCCAAGGACAUAUAUAGAAGCAUCAGUGCUAGGCUCAGGUUACCUAUUGAUUGAAUACAUCGACUCAUCCCAAGGCGAAAUGCUCUCCAACACAUGGCCCGAAAAGCGCCAGGUCUCAAAAGUACGACAGAAUCUUUCUCGGGACCUCUCUCGCACUCUCCUCAUACUUUCCCACAUACCUCUCUCAAAAAUUGGGUCCUUCACCAUAGAACAGCAAAGGCUACCUUACCCUAAGCAACAGACCCCUCACCCUUGA